Molecule: messenger RNA, 5680 nt
Organism: Portunus trituberculatus (swimming crab)
Lineage: Eukaryota; Metazoa; Arthropoda; Malacostraca; Decapoda; Portunidae
Product: sphingomyelin phosphodiesterase 4-like
Exons: 16
Coding region: 92-2980 (962 amino acids)
Biological process (GO): sphingomyelin catabolic process; ceramide biosynthetic process; glycerophospholipid catabolic process
Molecular function (GO): sphingomyelin phosphodiesterase D activity
Source: RefSeq, a predicted model, not a curated record
GUUAUUAUAUGGAUAACUUAUAUCGUUAUUCGUGAUGACUUUUAUGGUCAAACCAUAUUAUUAUUGACAUUGGAAUUCUGUGAGCCUCAAGAUGGCGGCGACGACGAGUUCCUUGAGUGUCCGCUUGCAGGCAGCCCUGAACCAGCCUCAGGUGGCCACCCGGUGUGAAGAGGUGGCACGGAUACUUUCUGAGGCCACCACCAAGGAUGCCGGCUACAUCCUCAGGGCCACGGUGGAAAGCAUCCUUGUACAGGCCCCUCCUACCACAAUCCAGGGGUGCAUAGGCUGGGGACUGAGGGUCAUCACACGCUCGGCUCAGCCUCGUGAGUUUGAGCAGCUGCGGGCGUUCCUUGGACCCAAUGGCCCCCUCCUGGCACUCAUCUUCCGGCUGGCCAGUGACCCAUACAUGGUGUUUGAGUUCCCCGUGGCCUGGCUACCAGCCAAGUCCCGCCUGGAGAUAGAGGAAGGUUCACCGAGUGCAUUCUACGUCAACAAGGUUCAGUACCCUGGCCCGGGCAAGGUGCCGUUCAACAUCCUGCUGAACGCCUUUGAAUAUUACCUGUUCCACUUUGCACACUUCCUGGUGGGUGGCAGCAGCAGCAGCAGCAGUGGGAGCAGCAGUGGAAUGGGCCAGCGGUGGACCCUGACCUGGUCUACGGCUGGUGAUGCACUCUACCCAACACUGCUAGAAGAAUAUUUGACAGCCUUCCUCCCCUGUGAUGGCUCUCUGCCCCCUGGUCCCCCCAGUCCACCUGUGUCCCCAAGGGGUGUGUUGGCUGCUAGGCCAGGCUGUGCAGGGUCCCCCAACAUGUACAUGAGUGGCCUGGCUGCAUCCCCCAUCACCCCCCGGCCUCUCCACCACCUGGGCCAGUCUCCCCAUAAUAUCUCGGAGGCACUGGGAGGGGUGGGAGAGACGAUGGGUGCAGCACCUCACACCUCCUCCCCUCUACAUGUGCACCACCACUCUGCUGCCAUUGCUGCUGCCACUGGUGCAGCUUCUCCUCAUGGAGUGAAUCAGCCAAGCCUCAGUGUGUGGACCAGUCAGGUGUUAGUUCAGGUAUUAAUUGAAAUGUGGGUGAACCAGUGUGUGCCACCCAGUGCCACAUCUCGCACUUCAGCGGCAACAAGACCCAGCCACCACCCUCACCACCUGGCUGCCUCCACGAGCGCUGCUUCACAGUAUGCUCUGGUACAAGUUGGCGUUGCUGGCAGCGUAAGUGCCUUUUCAGAACACACACCACUUGAGUAUCGUCCGUUUUGGCAGACAGGGGCAUCUGAGGUGUUUGUGCCAUCAAGUGACCACGUGCGUGUUGUAAGGAUGCUGAUCAAACACCUGCACUUCUUUGCCAACAGUGGCAAGGCAGCGCAACCCUCACCCCUUGACUCAUUACGCAAGAACCUGUGGAACUUGUACCGUAAGAGUCUGUACCAGUUUUUUGUUCACACAUUCAAGCAUUGGCCUCUUGAUUCUUCUUUCCGGUUAUUGCUAGAAACCUGGCUGUCCUACAUCCAGCCCUGGAGAUACUGCGACUACCCACCUUGUGCCAGAAGCCCCACCAGCACCCAGUCCACCACCAACACAACAGAUGGUGAAAGUCGCACAGUAGAAGGAAGGUGGCAGGGAUUUGUGGCAGAGAAUCUUCUCUUUUAUUCUCUCCUUUUCCAUCACCUUCUCCUUCGUCUGUUUCGCUUGGAUCUCUCAGCCCCAAGGAAUGCACAGAUUCUCUUCCGUGUGACAAAGGUUUUCUCACAACCAAAUUUGUGCCGAUACAUCCAAGAAAUUGAAUCAGCACUAGAGGAUCCACACCUGAUCCACCGAUCUCUACUCAGUCCCACUUCUACUGCACCCACUCUGAGCCACAAAGGUUUUGGCCCAGGAAGGGUAGGAGGGGAUGCACGCUCACAGGCAUCUCUUGCCCGUAGCCACUGUGUGGAGAUGGAAGGACCUGGCCAUUCCUACAUACCAAUGUUUGCUGCACCAAAUGUAUCCUUGGUUGACUCUCUCAUGAAACAUGUGCGGUCGGCAUAUGAAGCUGUCUACUCUGAACAGCAGCAGCAACAGCAGCAACAACUAAUGCAGCAGCAGUCCACCUUCUACAGCAGUGGAGUGGGCCCUAAGACAGGAUGGUGGAGUAGCUUUGUUCGGUCACUGUUUGAGUCAUCAGUCACAUUAGAGGAAGAGUCCAGUGCUGAAGACGUGAGGAAAACCAUUGUACACUUGGAAAUGGGUCAGCGGCAUCUGUCUGCCAUGUUUGGGAUUUCCUGCCCUCACGAAGUGAAUUAUGGCAGUGGCAGUGGUAAUCACUUAGCAAGAAGUCACUUCGAUGCCUCGUCCCAUCACCACCUCUACCAUAGUCAGAAUCAACAGCUGGAUUCCUCCUGUGUUCCAGAGCAUGAGGAGACCUCAGAGGGACCUAUGCUAACAGCAUAUGGUCAGCAUCAGCUACGCUGUGGUCUUCGUCGCCGUGACCUCAAGUAUGAGGGUGACCCAGACCUGCGUCCCAUUGGCAGCAUGGAAGUGGCAUUCCUGGUGCGAUGGCUCUAUGCUUUGUGUCUCAUCCUCAAUAGCAAGCACGGAGACAAAAUGAUGACAGUGUACCAUCGCCAAGAUCUGAUUGGUUGGGUGGCACGCCAUGUACUGCAAGGUCCUGAAACAAUAUUUGAGUAUCAUAAGGACUCUCCUGAUGCUCCUGCUUUUCGGAAAGGGCGCCAUUUGCCUCCCAGACUCAGCCUACGUGCACAAGCCAGCAAGAGGAUUCUCAGUUAUGAGUUGGCAAUGGGACUGGUUCUCCACUUGUUUGGUCUGUGGGGUUUGCUGCUGAAGUUGGUUAUUGGUGCAGCUGUCCUCAUCUCCUUGCCUGCGUAUUUGGUGCAUCGUUACCUGCAGACCCGCCAUACCUCCACCACUGCCAUUACUACCAGUGGUCCUGCUACUGCUACUUCAUUAGUCAAUACCAUGCUGUCAUCUCCUGCACUUUGAACAUUUUAAUCAUUGAUUUUAUUUUGCUAAUAUGCAGUCAAUUCAUGUAAAUAAAAAUGUUUAGUCAAAUAAUGGUGAUAACAGUAAGUAAUGUAAUGUAAGUAGUAUGUCAGUCACAUUCACAUUUUGACUUGAACAUCCCAGGUUUUAGUGAGAGAAUCUUUGUCUUUCAUUAUUGCUCUUGGUUGUAUUUUAUAUAUCCAUUGAAUUUUUCAGUAAACACUGUGGGAUGUCUUUUCUUCAGAGAAUUUGACCAUUAGAUUUCAUCAUAGUCAUGCAGUUUUUUUUUUCUCCCCGAGCAUGACAGAAGGGUCCCCUCUCACCUUAUUUAUUGAGUUAGCUCACAUUUUGUAGAACAAGGAUGUCAAUACUUCAUGAGGAUUACUGAUUUUUCUCCAUUUAUCUCAGGUUGACAAACACCUAUAAAGAGAAGCACCCAAAGCAAGGCACCUGCAUCAGCAUUCAUGGAGAAUUAAAGUUCCAUAUUUCUUUAUGCCUUGUUGCAUGAAAACAACUAACAUGCUAAGAAGGAGUCCCAUGCUGUAUCACUUUCACUUGCUUUUCAUAACAACAUGCUUGAAGCUUGUUUUGUCUGAUUUUAUUUAUAUCUUGCUUUUUUGUUUGUUUCUUGCAUUAAUUUAUUGUAUUUAAGCUAAAGCUUUAUAUUUAAAAAGGACAGUAUUGGCACACUGUCACUUUUUUUCUCUUUUUUUUGUGCUAUGAAAAGUAAUUAAAUGGAAUGAAAUGAGGAAACUGAAGAGUGGGGAUUCCUUUCUCUGUAUUUUGCUUUCUACAAUGGCACAAGGCAUAAGUCUCAUCUUGGCUCUCUUGCUUUUAGGGAUGAUGUCAGCCUGGUGUAUGGAUCACUUGCUUUCUUAAAAUCUAACUUGCCUUUAGUAAAGGUUAGGGAUUUUGGAUUCUUGAUAUGCAUAAGCAUAAGUAUCAUUGGAAGUUGCCAUUUAUUUUUCAUAUUCAUCAUCUGUGUAUGAAAACUUCUUUCUUAAUGGGAACAUUUCCACAAAUACAUUGAGACAUCACCAUUUUUUGUUGUACUGUAUGAAGAGAUUCUGUGUAAAAUGUUACCAAUGUGAUAUAUUUAUUACUGCCUGUCAGUACCUGAAGGUGAAUCAUGUUCCAAGGAAAAGUAUCAGAACAAAACAAAUAAUUAUCAACAUUCCUUUUGAAUCAUAUGCAUGUGGUUUCUCCCAAGAGUUUCCCUGUUGGAAACUAUUUUCAGUGCCCUCUAAUGAAGAGGUUGAGUUUUGUUAAGGUGCUAUGCUGUUCUGCUUGAGUCUAAGACUUGGAUAUUGAAUGUAUACAUUUACUAUGCCAAAUAUUUACUUCAAGAGAUGUUUUUAUAUGGUUUGUGUCUCAGAAUGGACGACAGACUAAUGAAGGUCAAUGAGAUAAACUAUUUUUAAUAUGCAGUAAUUGUAGUUUUGUAAGUUUUGAUACAAAAGUCUGUAAUGAUUUUAAAAUAGAAAUUAUUGUCAGUCAAUUAGUCAGUUUGUAUAUCCCCAGCAUGAUGGCCAUAACAAUAUCGUACAGAGAAGGACUUUUCAUCUCGCAUUCCAAUAAUUGUUGCUGCUGAAAACCUUUACACAAAGAAUUUAUGGGUAUUAAGGUAAUGCUAUUUCUAUAUCAGCAGUGAUUCAUUGUUUAUGGCUUGUUAGACUAAGUCUAGAUAUCUCAGCAUCCAGGAGGCAAAUCUAUCAAUUUUGUUCUCAGCUAUCACCUCACAUCAUAGGUAUGGUGCUAAGCAUUUCUCUGCUUACAGUAAGCCUGAGAGAUGUUGAAAUAACUUGGGAACUUGUGCCAGAUUGUAGUUGCUCAGCUCAUGGAAGAGGAAGAGCAACAGAUGCAGACUAACAGAAAAGUAUGGAAAGCAUUUGUCAAGAUCCAUACAACAUCCUUUACCUGAAGCAGCUCAGAUAAUGUUUGGAAAUUCUUUAGUUAUCAGUAAUAUAGAAAAGUACAGUAAUGUAGUGACAUUUAAGAAAACAACUCCUCAAGAAUAUUAGAUGCUUUCUUUAAUGUCACUGGAUCCAUCUACCUUUUUGAACACUUCUACUUUCUACAUUCUCCUUGAUAGCUGGCAACCUUCUUCGUGUUCUGAAAUUUCCACUGUAAACAGUGGUAUUUAGAAUUGACCAAAGAUAAUUAAUUCUUGCAAAUCCAACUCUUGAUUUAAACAUCAUCUGACCACUUGUCUCCAUGUUCCACAAAAGAUCAUAGAAUAAUUUUUUGACAAUUCCAAGUUCAUAUUCUGAACACAUCUUGAAGUGAAAAUGGAUAUUCACCCACAUCAACAGUUUUUACUGUACAAUAAAGACUGAGUAGCAUACUGGAAGGCAGGCUUUUUCAGUCUUGAUGAUUGUGAAAGAAGUACUACUCUUUCUUCUGCCUUUCUCUCUGCAGCGGCUACUAUGUCUUUCUUGUUUGUACUGCAAUGAUAGUGGACCAACUGGCCUGCUUGAAUGAUGUGGAAGAACCUCUUUGCUUGUAUUGUUAGUUGUAGAUGCUGCCUUUUCACCAAUUCACACGUACUGUUCCAUCUUCAGCAUCUAUUGUAACAACACAAGACAGAAAUACAUAUCCCAAAUUUUACUUCCUGGUUCAUGUAUCACUACCUUUCAGUGGAAGAGUUAUGCUUUAUGAUUGUAAAAUAAGUAACUGGUUAAAAUAAAUUGUUGCACUGGA